Molecule: messenger RNA, 2760 nt
Organism: Choloepus didactylus (southern two-toed sloth)
Lineage: Eukaryota; Metazoa; Chordata; Mammalia; Pilosa; Megalonychidae
Gene: GOLGA5
Product: golgin A5
Exons: 13
Coding region: 241-2436 (731 amino acids)
Biological process (GO): Golgi organization; retrograde transport, vesicle recycling within Golgi
Cellular component (GO): Golgi membrane; Golgi cisterna
Source: RefSeq, a predicted model, not a curated record
GUGCUCUCCACUGCCCGCCGUUCAGGCAGCUCGGAAGCCACUCUGUUUUGGGGUCCUUGCCGCCCUUCCACGUCUCCCGGAAGAGGCACCCGGGCCACGGCAGCUUGGGGAGGGGAUUUGCUUAGCCUAGGCCGGCUUCGGGCCGGCUUCUGAUGGGGGGCAACCCCGGAGGGCGCCGAGGCCGCGAUACACCCGCUCCGGAGUCCUCAGGUUCACCAAUAGGAUUAUUCUGCUAUCAUCAUGUCUUGGUUGGCUGAUCUUGCUGGAAAGGCAGAAGAUCUUUUAAACCGAGUUGAUCAAGGGGCAGCAACGGCUCUUAAUAGAAAAGAGAACACCAGCAACCUCAUAUAUAACAAAAAUACUGACUAUCCUGAACUUCAACAGCAAAGUACAGAUUUGACUUACCAGACCAGAUCUAAAGCUACUUACAUUUCCUCAGCAGCUGAAAACAUUAGAAAUCAAAAAGCCACCAUCUUAGCUGGCACUGCAAAUGUAAAAGCAGGAUCCAGGACGUCAGGGGAGGCCUCCAACCCUGUUGAAAAUGCAUCCAGUCCUAAGCCUUCAUCCCAGUUUGUUCGAAGAAAAAAGUCAGAACCUGAUGAUGAGCUGCUGUUUGAUUUUCUUAAUAGUUCACAGAAGGAGCCUACUGGGAAGGUGGAAAUCAAAAAAGAAAGGGUCAAGACACCUGUCUUUCAGAGGUCUCGGACAUCAAGUGUCGGUUCUGUGAACACCAGUGUAACCACCAUCAAAACCAUUGAAGAAAGUUCUUCUGGGAACCAAAGCCAUGAAGCCUCUAAUAAUUUACAUUCUGGUCCUGAAGGCCAAGAGGAUUCUUCAAAGGAAAGUACAUCAUCAAAUGCUGCCUGUGUUGAUGACAACCCAACAUCUAACGAUGAUGGCAUGUCACAUGAACUAUCUAAUCUUCGACUGGAGAAUCAGUUGCUGAGGAAUGAAGUUCAAUCUUUAAAUCAAGAAAUGGCCUCUUUACUUCAAAGAUCCAAGGAAACUCAAGACGAAUUAAACAAAGCAAGAGAAAGAGUUGAAAAGUGGAAUGUUGACCAUUCAAAGAGUGAUCGAAUAACUCGGGAGCUUCGAGCCCAAGUAGAUGACCUGACUGAAGCAAUGGCUGCCAAGGAUUCCCAGCUAGCUGUACUGAAAGUGAGAUUACAAGAAGCUGAUCAGCUACUGAAUACACGCACAGAAGCAUUAGAAGCCUUACAGAAUGAAAAAUCACGAAUAAUGCAGGAUCAUAGUGAAGGAAGUAGCCUACAGAAUCAAGCUCUGCAAGCUCUUCAGGAGCGACUACACGAGGCAGAAACCAAUCUGAAGAGAGAACAAGAGAGCUAUAAACAAAUGCAGAGUGAGUUUGCUGCACGCCUUAAUAAAAUGGAAGUGGAACGUCAGAAUUUGGCAGAAGCAGUUACUCUGGCAGAAAGAAAACUCUCAGAUGAGAAGAAGAGAGUUGAUGAGCUACAGCAGCAAGUCAAGAUGUAUAAGUCCAACUUGGAGUCCUCUAAGCAGGAAUUAAUUGAUUACAAACAAAAAGCUACUAGAAUACUCCAAUCGAAAGAAAAAUUGAUUAAUAGCUUAAAAGAAGGAUCUGGUUUUGAAGGUCUAGAUAGCAGUACUGCUAAUAGCAUGGAGCUAGAAGAGCUUCGGCACGAGAAGGAACUGCAAAGGGAGGAAAUACAGAAGCUGAUGGGCCAGAUACAUCAGCUGAGAUCUGAAUUACAGGAUAUGGAAGCUCAACAGGUUAGUGAAGCAGAAUCAGCAAGAGAACAGUUACAAGAUCUACAAGACCAUAUAGCUCGGCAAAAAGCAUCAAAACAAGAGGUAGAGGCGGAAUUGGACCGACAGAAGCAGGAAUGCCAUUAUAUAGAAGAAGACCUGUAUCGAACAAAGAACACAUUGCAAAGCAGAAUUAAAGAUCGAGAAGAAGAAAUUCAAAAACUCAGGAAUCAGCUUACCAAUAAAACUUUAAGCAAUAGCAGUCAGUCCGAGUUGGAAAACCGACUCCAUCAGCUAACAGAGACUCUCAUCCAGAAGCAGACCAUGCUGGAGAGUCUCAGCACAGAGAAGAACUCUCUGGUCUUUCAGCUGGAGCGCCUCGAGCAGCAGAUGAACGCUGCCUCUGGGAGUAAUAAUGGGUCUUCUAUUAGCAUGCCUGGAAUCGACAAUGGCGAAGGGACACGUCUGCGAAAUGUUCCUGUUCUUUUUAAUGACACAGAAACUAAUCUGGCAGGAAUGUAUGGAAAAGUCCGCAAAGCUGCUAGUUCAAUUGACCAAUUUAGCAUCCGUCUGGGAAUUUUUCUCCGAAGAUACCCCAUAGCACGGGUGUUUGUAAUUAUAUAUAUGGCUUUGCUUCACCUGUGGGUCAUGAUUGUUCUAUUGACUUAUACCCCAGAAAUGCACCAUGACCAACCACAUGGCAAAUGAACCGCCCGUACCCAGUUGUUUCAACAAUUGGUUGUUUUUUCUAGACUUGGGAUCAGCAGAAAGGUCGAUUAUCUAAAAUUUCUGAGAAGGAUGCACACGAUUAUUUUAUCACUACAAGCUUUUAACUUACAAUAAUUUAACAAGCGCAGUUUUGCUUUUUUCUGAGUUCAGUGGUUCUUAUAUAUAUAUAUAUAUGUAUGUAUACUGGGGUAGUUCAUCUCUGUACAGACCAUCUUGUAUUUUAGGUCCUACUGAUUAUGGGUUAUGAUCAGGGAAACUAAUUAUAUUUAACAAUAUAAAUAAAAAACUUUUCUUUUUUGAUAA